This is a messenger RNA of Grus americana (Whooping crane), 1883 nucleotides long. RefSeq names its product RAS like family 11 member B (gene RASL11B). Lineage: Eukaryota; Metazoa; Chordata; Aves; Gruiformes; Gruidae. Bases 37 to 762 code for a protein of 241 amino acids. The transcript has 4 exons. The record is from RefSeq and is a predicted model, not a curated record. Gene Ontology annotation, molecular function: GTPase activity; GTP binding.
GCGGCAGUGGUGGGUGCGCUCUGCGGCGGAGCUGCGAUGCGCCUGACGCAGAGCAUGUGCACCAUCGCCGAGUGCGCGCCCGGCGGGGAGGGCUGCCCCGCCGCCCGGCCCCGCCUCGUCAAGAUCGCGGUGGUGGGGGGCAGCGGCGUGGGCAAGACAGCGCUGGUGGUGCGGUUCCUCACCCGGCGGUUCAUCGGCGACUACGAGAGGAACGCAGGUAAUCUCUACAGCAGGCACAUCCAGAUAGAUGGAGAGAUGUUGGCUAUUCAAGUGCAAGAUACUCCAGGUGUUCAGAUCCAUGAACACAGUCUGGAUUGUAAUGAGCAGCUGAACAGAUGCAUUCGCUGGGCAGAUGCCCUGGUGAUUGUCUUCUCCAUCACAGAUUAUAAGAGCUAUGAACUACUCAGUCACCUUUACCAUCAUGUCCGACAGUUGCAUCCAGGAAAUGCAGUCCCUGUUGUCAUCGUAGCAAACAAAGCUGAUCUCUUGCAUAUCAAAGAGGUGGAGCCUCAGCAUGGACUUCAGCUGGCCAACAUGCUGGGCUGUACUUUCUAUGAAGUAUCUGUCAGUGAAAACUAUAAUGAUGUCUUCAAUGCCUUCCAUCUCCUCUGUAAAGAAGUCAGUAAACAGCAAACAACCAGCACCCCUGAGAGGAGGAGAACCUCUCUUAUUCCACGGCCGAAAUCGCCCAACAUGCAGGAUCUGAAGAGAAGGUUUAAGCAAGCUUUGUCUGCCAAAGUGAGGACUGUCACUUCUGUUUGACAGCAGAGCCGUUGGUCUUCCCAACGUUUAGCCUGAGGUUGAAACCUGGGGUGUUUAACACUGGCACAUCUAGAGUCUGAGGCAUUGUGGAAGAAGGAUGGUUCAGGUAGCAUUUUGCAUGGCUGUAGAAACAAGCAGUUGCUUAAAGGAAAACAAAAACCAAAACAACCCCAAAACUCUUGAAAUGGUUCUAGGAUGUGACUUGUAGAACAAGUAUUUUCAUUUGGAACUUUCCAGUAAAUGAAACAAGCCUUCAGUUUGCCUUUUCUCCAAUGGGACAGAUUUGACUAACACUUUUGCAGAAACAACCUUUUCGCUGUAACUCUUAAUUUCUCAUACUUGAGCAGGGAAACACCCUGAACUAUUCUGAACUUCACUGUUCAGAACUAACCACUUGAGUCUUGUUUUCACUUGGAUGAAGGACAGCAUGAUGUAUCUGUUUAUUGCACAGUAGAACUGUUGAUUUCCUAUGUAUUUCAAAAUGAGUAAGCAAACAUGAAAUUUUUCUGUAAAAAUAAGUGUAAAGUAAGUGGACAUGACUGAGUAUCAAGACUGUAAACAAUGGUCCUUUAUUUUUUUACUGCUAUGUUAUUGCAACAACUUGACCAGACUCUUUGUAUGCGAAACUAGUGUCUGCAGGGUGUAAGCAUAUCUAAUUACAAAUAACUUUUGGGUUUUUUACUGUCUGAAAAAAAUACAGUCCAGACUAAAUGAUCCAACAUGGAGCUUUUGAGGAAUGAGCCUGGAGUUGGAGUGAUAGUCCAUUAUAGCUGCUGGUCUAAGACACUUCUCUGUGCACAGGCACCGAAGGCGUGUGGCUGCCAUUCAGCUUGGCGUGAAGCACGGCUGGCUCCAGGCGAUGAAGCUGGUGGUUUGUUCUGAGCUGAGCCAGUCCCACUUCAUCCUUAUACACAGGUGGCAGGUUUAUAAUGUAUAUAACUUUCUUUUAUAUUGAGCUAAUGGACUUCACAGGCUAAAGGCCUUAUACACAUGCACUUUAAAAAGCCAGUUGUGCUUUUGUUUAAACUGUAACUUAUUUAUUUUGUGUACAGUUGCUCCUUGUAGGGAGUGGACUUUUCAUUCUUACUGCCUGGAUCAACAUUAAAUUUUUGAGUUGCAUG